Colius striatus (speckled mousebird) is the source of this 3629-nucleotide messenger RNA. RefSeq names its product serine/threonine-protein kinase LMTK3-like. Gene Ontology annotation, biological process: protein phosphorylation. NCBI's taxonomy places the organism in Eukaryota, Metazoa, Chordata, Aves, Coliiformes, Coliidae. The record is from RefSeq and is a predicted model, not a curated record. Gene Ontology annotation, molecular function: protein kinase activity; ATP binding.
GAAGCCCCCCCCCAGGCAGGGGGUCUCUGCCCCCCCCUUAUGCCGUGGUGCUGGUCUCAUGCUCGGGGCUGGUGGCCUUCAUCCUCCUCCUCCUCACCUGCCUCUGCUGCAAACGGGGUGACGUUGGCUUCAAGGAGUUUGAGAACCCCGAGGGGGAGGAAGAUUCGGGUGACUUCACCCCCCCAGCCGAGGAGACGUCGUCGUCCCCGUCGCUGCCCGACGUCUACGUCCUGCCCCUGGCUGAGGUGGGGGGUGGGCCUGGCCCCCCACCCCCCCCUGCUGGUGAGAGGGCGACCCCCCCAGGGCUGAGCCGCCAGCACCUGAGUUACCUCCAGGAGAUCGGCACCGGUUGGUUUGGGAAGGUGAUUUUGGGGGAGCUGAGGGGGGGGCCAGUGGUGGUGAAGGAGCUUCGUGCUGGGGCCACGGCCAUGGAACAAAGACGCUUCUUGGCUGAAGCUCAACCCUACCGGAGGCUCCAGCACCCCAACGUGCUGCGGUGCCUGGGGCUGUGCUGCCCAGAGCGCCCGGCGCUGCUGGUGAUGGAGUACUGCCAGCUGGGGGACCUGAAGCGCUACCUGAGGGCUCAGAGGGGGGCAGGGGGGGGCACCCCCCAGCUGCCCCCCCGGGACGUGGCGACGCUGCAGCGUUUGGCGCUGGAGGUGACGCGGGGGCUGCGGCACCUGCACCGGCACGGCCACGUGCACAGUGACAUGGCCCUGAGGAACUGUCUCCUGACCUCGGAGCUCACGGUGCGGGUGGGCGACUACGGGCUGGCCCACGGCAACUACAGGGAGGAUUACUACGUGACCCCCCAGGGUCUGUGGGUGCCCCUGCGCUGGGUGGCCCCUGAGCUGGUGGCUGAGAGCGGGGGGACCUUGGCCAUCGGGGAGCAGAGCAAGGAGAGCAACGUCUGGUCUCUGGGGGUGACGCUGUGGGAAGUGCUGGAGUUGGGGCUCCAGCCCUACGGGCACCUCUCGGACCAGCAGCUCCUGACGCUGCUGCGGCGCCGGCGGCCGCUGGCCCCGGGACGGCCCCGCCUGAGCCUGCCCCGGGCUGACGCCUGGUUCGAGGUGCUUCAAUCCUGCUGGCGCCCCCCCCCCCAGCGCCCUACCCUGGACCAGCUCCACCAUCGCCUCUGCUCCCUUUUGGGGGGUCCCACGGGGGGAUCCCCGACUCCAACCCCCCCUCCACGACCAUCCUCACCUCCCCCUCCCUCUUCCUCCCCUUCCCCCUCCCCUUUCCCCCUCCUCGACUCCUUCCCGGGGCCGGAUUCGGACGCGGUGCUGAGGGUGACCCAGAGCAGCCGCGGCCGUUUGGCUUUGGAAUGUCUUUGGGGACGUGGCCGGGGGGGUUCGGGGGGGUCUCGACAUCCUCCCCCCAACCUUUUCCCUUCGUGUUUGGGGGCUGUGGGGACCCCCGGGGUGCUGCCGGUGCUGGGAGCCCGGAGCCCCUCGGGCACCAGCGAGUAUUUCAUCCGGCUGGAGGAGCACGGGACCCCCCUGGAGCUGGAGGUGGUCAAGUGGGGACAAGAGGGGCCACCAGUGACACCAGAGAGGCCACCAGUGACCACCCAAGAGGCAUCUGGGACCCCCCUGGAGCUAGAGGUGGCCUCAUGGGGACAGGAGAAGCCACCAGAGAAGCCACCAGUGACCACCCAAGUGGCAUCUGGGACCCCCCUGGAGCUGGAGGUGGACAAGUGGGGACAAGAGGAGCCACCAGUGACACCAGAGAGGCCACCAGUGACCACCCAAGAGGCAUCUGGGACCCCCCUGGAGCUGGAGGUGGUCAAGUGGGGACAGGAGAAGCCACCAGAGAGACCACCAGUGACCACCCAAGUGGCAUCUGGGACCCCCCUGGAGCUAGAGGUGGCCUCAUGGGGACAGGAGAAGCCACCAGAGAAGCCACCAGUGACCACCCAAGUGGCAUCUGGGACCCCCCUGGAGCUGGAGGUGGACAAGUGGGGACAAGAGGAGCCACCAGUGACACCAGAGAGGCCACCAGUGACCACCCAAGAGGCAUCUGGGACCCCCCUGGAGCUGGAGGUGGUCAAGUGGGGACAGGAGAAGCCACCAGAGAGACCACCAGUGACCACCCAAGUGGCAUCUGGGACCCCCCUGGAGCUGGAGGUGGCCUCAUGGGGACAGGAGAAGCCACCAGAGAGACCACCAGUGACCACCCAAGUGGCAUCUGGGACACCCCUGGAGCUGGAGGUGGUCAAGUGGGGACAAGAGGGGCCACCAGUGACACCAGAGAGGCCACCAGUGACCACCCAAGAGGCAUCUGGGACCCCCCUGGAGCUAGAGGUGGCCUCAUGGGGACAGGAGAAGCCACCAGAGAAGCCACCAGUGACCAUCCAAGUGGCAUCUGGGACCCCCCUGGAGCUGGAGGUGGUCAAGUGGGGACAAGAGGAGCCAACAGUGACACCAGAGAGACCACUGGUGGCACAUGGGAUGUCCCCUUUGGCACUGGAGAUGGUCACAUGGGGACAGGAGAUGCCACCAGUGACACCAGAGAAGCCACCAGUGACCAUCCAAGAGGCAUCUGGGACUCCCCUGGAGCUGGAGGUGGUCAAGUGGGGACAAGAGGAGCCACCAGUGACACCAGAGAGGCCACCAGUGAGCACUCAGGUGGCAGCUGGGACCUCCCUGGAGCUGGAGGUGGUCAAAGACAUCCCUUUGGCCAUCUCAGAUGCCACCUGGGCCACCAGAGAUGUCCCCAACCCCAGGGGAGAUGCCACCUGGACCACCACAGACAUGCCCUUGGACAACACAGAUGCCACCUGGACCACCAGAGAUGCCACCUGGGCCACCAGAGAUGCCACCUGGGCCACCAGAGAUGGCCCCAACCCCAUGGGAGAUGCCACCUGGGCCACCAGAAAUGAGCCCAGCCCCAUGGGAGAUGCCACCUGCACCACCAGAGACAACCUUUUGGCCACCACAGAUGCCACCUGGACCACCAGAGAUGGCCCCAACACCAUGGGAGAUGCCACCUGGGCCACCAGAAAUGAGCCCAGCCCCAUGGGAGAUGCCACCUGGGCCACCAGAGACGUCCCCUUGGCCACCAGUGACACUGCUGGGGCCACCAGAACCAUCUAUGGGGGGAGGGAGGAGGAGGAGGAGAAGGAACCGCCGGGCACGAGCCCCCCCGGGACCCCCCCGCGGGACCCCCCAACAGCGACAACAUCAGAGCCCUGGCCUCGCGCCUGUCCCUGCCGCUGCCGCCAUUGUCCCUGGGUCCCCUCCCCCCUCUGUGGCCUCCCCCGGCCUCGGGGCCGCCCCCCCCCCACCCUCCCCCGGCGGCGCCACGAGGCCGAAGAGGAGGAGGAGGAGGAGGACGAGGCCGGGCCCGGGGGGGCUCCCGGGGCCGCGGUGCCCGUGGUGGUGACGCGCGGCGACGGGCGCGGCCUCCGCGGCCUCCUCAAGGCCCCGCGCCCGGAAGUGACGUCAUCGGCGGCGGCGCCGCCCGCGAGCCGGAAGCGCAAGGCCGUGUCCUUCUUUGAUGACGUCACGGUGCAUCUGUUCGAUCAGGAGACACCGACCAAUGAGCUGAGCGGACACGGCGGGAGGCGCGAGGACAACGGCGCCGGGGCGCCCUCUGGGGGGACUGGGUGGGUCACGAGGGGUCCCUGA